AUGAAAGACGACUUUGUAGACGAGGAGGAAGUACAGUCUUUUGGAUACAAGAGGUUCGGGAUCCAAGAGGGUACCCAGUGCACUAAGUGUAAGAACGAAUGGGCACUGAAGACCUCCAUAGCCCUCCUCUAUGUGCUUUGUACUCUCCUCACCAUUGCUGUAGCUGUUCUCGGUUAUAAAGUGGUGCAAAGAGUGGACAGUGUGUCUGAAGGCAUUGCGAACUAUGGAGGAAAGAUAAUAGCAGUUGAGACCGAUUUGAAAAAAUUGGAUGAUCAAACGGGAGAGAAGUCUGAGAAUACCACCACUGAGAUUCAGGCUUUCAAGAGCAGCAUCUGGACUCUCCAGAGGCGGCUGUCUGCGGUGGAGGAGCGCGUCCACGGCGACCAGGUCAAGCUGAGUCAGCUGCAGAGCAUCGGCUCGGACAUCCGGAGCAGCCAGGGCUCCAUCCAGAGACUUCUGAGCGGCAACACGGCCGCCCUGCGCUCCGUGAACGUCACCCUCCAGUCCUAUGGCGGCGUCAUCCAGGGCCUCCAGGAGGACGCGGUGCGGCUGCAGAGGGAAGUCCAGCAGCAGGCCAAACUCCAGAACCAGGCGCAGCUCAGCAUCGGCAACCUGAACCUCACCCAGGCCCAGCAGAGGGCCCUGGUGGGCGCCCUGCAGCGCUCGGUGGACGACGCCGGCCAGGCCAUCCAGAGGAUGCGCGGCGACUUCCAGACCUUCGAGCAAACGGCCCGGCAGACGCGCUCCGACGCGGAGUGGCUCCGGGCCAAAGUGGAAAACCUGCAGCUGGUGGCCAACAACGUCUCCGCGCUGGCCAAGGCCAACAACGACAGCCUGGAGGACGUGGGGUCCCAGCUGGCCCUCAUGGCCGGCCAGAUCCAGAACGCCAGCAGCCUGGUGGAUUCCCACGACCAGACGCUGAGGGAGAUCGCGGAGAAUCAGAGGGACUUCGGAAACCUCACGUCCGGGAAGUUCGACCGGCUGGAGGCGCGGCUGGACGAGUCGGAGCAGAACAUGGACCGCGUCACCGGCAACAUCAGCUUCACCACGCAGCUCCUGGGGGCCAUCAACCUCAACCUGAACACCCUGCGGGUCUGCUCCGAGACCGUGGACCGGCACUCCGACUUCCUGCACAACCUCAACGGCAGCGUGGCCGACGUGAGGACGGACGUGGUCGGUCUGAAGUCCCAGCAGGAGGACCUGGGAGCGCGUCUGGACAAAGAAGUCACCAGUCUGUCCAUAGUCAUGGAGGAGAUGAAGCUGGUCGACAGCAAACAUUCACAGCUAAUAACCAACUUCACCAUACUACAGGGACCCCCUGGUCCCAGAGGACCGAGAGGGGACAAAGGACCUCAGGGACCUUCUGGUCAGACGGGUCAAAAGGGAGAAAAGGGAGAAAAAGGAUCUCCGGGGAUAAGAGGAUCCAGAGGAGAGCAGGGUAGUCCAGGACCACCGGGUCUUCCGGGGUUAAGGGGCCUCCCGGGUGUGCCUGGUAGCCCUGGGUCGAAGGGCUCCAGAGGUUCAGGGGGCAGGGCUGGACCCCCUGGAGCCAAAGGAGAGCCUGGUUCUGCCGGUCUACCGGGAAGAGAUGGACAACCUGGUCCACAGGGGCCACAAGGCCCACCGGGCAUCCGUGGUCCGAUCGGACCUGCUGGGGAGCAGGGACCCAGAGGCCUGCCGGGACCCGUGGGGCCCCCGGGACCACCGGGACCACCGGGGCUACCUGGACUCCCGCUCCAGGCUCCGGUGAAUCCUUUUGGGCCUGUGUCACUGCAGGAUGAGGCAGUACCUCCUGCACAGUGGGCCCAAGGGUGCCCUGCCGAGUGGCCAAGCUACGGAAACAAGUGCUACUUUUUCUCCAAAGACCUUCACAGCUUCGACGACGCCAAAGCGACCUGUGAAUCGAAGUCCGCCUCCCUGCUGAUCAUUAAGGACACGGAGGAGCAGAAAUGGCUCAAGAAGCAGACGCUCGGAAAAGGCUACUUCUGGAUGGGUCUGACGGACAGAGGGGAGGAAAACGUGUGGCGCUGGCUGGACGGGACCGAGCCUGCUUUCACGAACUGGAAACCCGGACAACCUGACAACUGGGGCCACAGCCACGAAAGAGGGGAGGACUGUGCCGGACUCAUCCACCAAGGGUUGUGGAACGAUUUCUUCUGUGAAGAUCUCAUAAGCUACAUCUGUGAGAAGGAAGUGGAAACCUCAAGUUCUACUGGAACAUAG
Menidia menidia (Atlantic silverside) is the source of this 2223-nucleotide messenger RNA. NCBI's taxonomy places the organism in Eukaryota, Metazoa, Chordata, Actinopteri, Atheriniformes, Atherinopsidae. The record is from the annotation of a GenBank genome assembly.